UUGGGUUGGCAGCGCUCAGCGGACUAGUUCAGUGCGCUCCUCCACCCCGCCGAAGAGGUCCAUAUAUUUUUCUUCGUCGUGCUCGUUCGAUAGCGUCGUACAGGUUAAUCGUCCGAUCCAAAAUUACGCAUUCUUUCAAGAUUCAGCCUCCCCCGCAGAGUGCCCGUUUGUUAUUCUUUUUUUUUCUGACUGGAGGAACCGAUAGCAAGCUGUUCGAUUCCUCCAAAAAUGACGCGCAUAUCGAAGGACAAGAGGUCGUAUGCCAAGUUUACGGGCGUCGACGAGCACGACGAGUUUCUCAGUCGAAUUUCGAAAACCCUCUACUACACGAAAUUACCAGUGACAGAUUGCCUGAGCUUGCCUGUGACAGAAUUGGCUGCUGAGAUAUUCACUGAAGUGAAAAAUGGACAAACAUUGGAGAGACUUGAUGUCGAGGAAGCAAGUCGAAUCUCUAGAAAUGCGUGCGUUUCACCGUGCUCUCUUGUUCUGGCAUUACUGUAUCUGGAAAGAUUGAAAGUCUGUAAUCCAGAGUACUUGCAGAGAGUUGCUCCUUCUGAACUGUUUUUGGUUUCGUUGAUGGUAGCUAGCAAAUUUCUACACGAUGAUGGAGAGGAAGAUGAGGUUUUCAACACUGAAUGGGCACAAUCGGGUCAUUUGAGCGUUGCCAAAAUGAAUCGUUUGGAAAAGGACUUUCUCAAAGCCAUUAAUUGGACUGUCUAUGUUCAUAAUCAAGAUUUCUGGGAAAGGCUACAGAGGCUAGAAAAAGAUAUAGCCUACAAGGAAGCAAGAAAAAGAGGCUGGUUUUCUUACACAGAACUCAACACUUUAUUGGAUUCAAUGCACUUAGCAGCGCUACUAAAUACAAUUCUCAGUGUAUCUUCUAUAUGCAUAGCAACUUAUGCUGCAGGACUAAUUACAUUGCUAGGAUCUGCUUUGGUUGCCACUCAUCUUCCAGGAACUAUACUAAGUUCAAAUCAGCAAACUCAGUCAACUAGCAUAACAAACCUCCAGUGCACACGUUCUUCAGAUGAAAGUUCCCAAACAGAGCUUGAGGAAGAAGUCGAAGAUAUAUUAUUGAAUUUGAUAUCAGAGGUACCUGAAACUUGGAAUGAAUCUUAUUCUGAAAAGGAUGUUUUACAACAAGACAGUAGUAAUUGUACUGUCGAAGGAAAAAAAGGGUUGAAAUGGAUCGUCGAUUCAGUUACAUUUUGGCUUGCAAGUUGUUCCAAUUACAAAUCAACAAUUUGUUCAAAUUAUUGGAAUAACAAAUCUAAUGGAAAUAGUGCACAUGUUACCAAAACUGAUUUUUCAAUCGCAUCAGAUCUGCUUUCACCAUAUUCCAAUAAUGAGGCUAAAAAAAUGAGAGAAAAAUCUUUUGAUUCAAGUCUGAAAAUUUCCUCGCAAGACUGGAAAUAUUAUCUUGGCUAUCUAUCUAAAAUAUCUCACUAAGCCAUGGUAUGCAAGACAAUUUUCUUUUUGAUUGUCUGAGCCUAAAAGUAUAUAUUGAAAAAAGUUUAACUCAAAAAGAGUAAGUUACGAAUUAUUUAACUUAAUUUAUUUUUAAACUAACAAAAAAGUCUAAUUUUUACCUUCGAUCUUAAUUUUCUAAAUAAAAUUAUUUUUCAUGAUAGCUUUAAAUUUUUACGAGAGUUAAGCUAUUUUGAAUAUGACUGAAGUUUACAUUGAAUCGUCAGUUGCGCGAUAGUGAAAGAAGACAGAGUGAUUAACAAAUGAUUAAACUGUAUCAUGUACAACGUAGUAAAUUAAGCAUCAUCUCUAAAACAAAGAUAUAUUUUUUGUACUGACUUCUAUUCUGUAUUUUUGCUCCAAAAAAGCAUUUUUUCAAUAAACGUAACAAGAGUAAGUA
Molecule: messenger RNA, 1867 nt
Organism: Nasonia vitripennis (jewel wasp)
Lineage: Eukaryota; Metazoa; Arthropoda; Insecta; Hymenoptera; Pteromalidae
Product: protein CNPPD1
Exons: 5
Coding region: 229-1449 (406 amino acids)
Biological process (GO): regulation of cyclin-dependent protein serine/threonine kinase activity
Cellular component (GO): cyclin-dependent protein kinase holoenzyme complex; nucleus
Molecular function (GO): cyclin-dependent protein serine/threonine kinase regulator activity; protein kinase binding
Source: RefSeq, a predicted model, not a curated record